Messenger RNA from Dendroctonus ponderosae (mountain pine beetle), 801 nucleotides. RefSeq lists its product as uncharacterized. The record is from RefSeq and is a predicted model, not a curated record. The transcript is spliced from 2 exons. Bases 22 to 399 code for a protein of 125 amino acids. Lineage: Eukaryota; Metazoa; Arthropoda; Insecta; Coleoptera; Curculionidae.
UAAAAUUGACAAACACUGCCAAUGUCUGAAAAACACAUUUUAAAAUUGUUUUUAGUUUUGGCACUGAUAUUUAAUACCUUGCACAACAUAAAUGGCCUAUCAGCUAUACAAGUGCCAAACUCAAAUGAAGGAGAUGCGAACAAAUCUCCGGAAGCAAGUGAAAACUCUCUUAGAAAUGCAAUAGAAUCCUUAAACGGAAAAGUAAUACAAAAUGAUCCUGAAAUUCAACUACCCGUCGAGCAAAUGCAGUAUGAUAGCUUGGAUGAUAUUCAGUAUAUUGACGAGAAUGUUUCUCAGCGGUCCAUAGUUCGGGGAAAGAAGAACAUUAAGCAAUGGGACCACUGGGUAAAGGAAGUAAUAAAGGGAAAUGGUCCGACUGUAGUGUAUCUUGCGGAGUAGGAAAAACAGUUAGAUGGCGACAUUGUGUAUCCGAUGGUUGCGCCGAUGGUGAAAAAGAGGCUCAAAUAAGAACGUGCACAAUGAGUCCAUGUGGAUAAACGCCUUUAUUUUCUUUCCUUGUAACUACGAAAUUUAUAUUAAUACCUCGAUACUCAUAGGAAAUAUUUAAAUGGAUGAUUGCAUAGUUUUAUGGAUUUCAUUAUUUUCGCUCAAUUUAAUGUCAGAAAUAAGAAUUGUAGAUAGUAGAUAAAAUCAUUAUUGUUUUGGAGGAUAUUAGGAAACUGACCCUAAUGGCUCUGGUUCAAAGAAAGUUAAAAAUUACGAUUUGACUAUGACGAGAUAUGCAGGGUUGCAACGAGUUGAAAUUAUUAGAAACGCCAAUAAAGAAAAUCAAUUUUUACA